AUGGCCAGUAGAAACCCCCCGGAUCAUAAACGCUUGACAGGUUUCGUGCGUUUGAGGAACCGGAGAGGGAACCGACUUGCCUUCGUUCUGCUCCGGAUAACGCGACGGGAUUUUGGCUUCUGUCUGACGUCACUCUUCGUGUUCUGUCUGGGAUCUGCGUUGUAUCAGCUCAACGGAGGAGCUUCACGGAUUCUGAUCAAUGUCGGUUAUCAUCUCGUGUGUCCUCAGGCUUUGCCUUUCCCAAGUCAGGUUGUGUAUAACAGAGUGGGAAAGUGUGGAAGUCGCACAAUCGUUUUGUUGCUGUGCAGCUUGGUGGACAUACAUCGGUUCACCCUCAUUUCCUCCCAUAUUCACAACAAGACCAGACUGAGCGAACGUGAGCAGGCAAAUCUGAUCAGAAACAUCAGCACGGCGCCUCAGCCUUAUCUCUACACCCGUCAUGUGCAUUUUCUGAACUUUAGCAGGUUGGGAUCAGAUGAGCCAGCGCACAUCAACAUCAUCAGAGAUCCCAUCCAUCGCUUCUUAUCCAAUUAUUUCUUCCGUUGGUUUGGCGACUUGAGAGGAGAAGAGAACCAUGUCGUCCGCACGCCUGGGAUGAAGGAUGACGAGAGAUAUUUAGACAUCAACACGUGCAUCUUGGAAAAUUACCCAGAAUGCUCUAAUCCCAAAUUGUUCUACAUCAUCCGUUAUUUCUGUGGGCAGCAUCCUCAGUGCAGAGAGCCGAGCGUGUGGGCGCUGGAGACGGCCAAGCAGAACGUUCUGGAACAUUAUCUGCUGGUGGGGUUGUUGGAGGAACUUGAGGACGUCCUGCUUCUUCUGGAGAGACUGCUUCCGCACUUCUUCACUGAUGUCCUCAACAUCUACAGAAGUCCAGAAUACAUGAAGCUGGGCAACCAGACGGUCACUGUUCAGAAACACAGUCCGAGUCUCAAGGCUCUCCGGGUGCUUUAUCAGCGCAUGGAAUAUGAAUACAAAUUCUUCAACUUCAUCAAACAUCAGUUCCACCUCACCAAGAAAAAGAUCGGUCUGAAGACUCACCCACAGACGUCCAGACGUUUUUCUGGUUCACUUCAGAAGAACAGAUUACUAGACAAGCUCGAGGAGGAGACAGAAGAUUUACUCACCUGGAGGGAACAACACUGAUGUUCAAUGAUCAGACACACUGUAUAUAUGAAGUAUGUUUAAUGUGUAUUAUAUUAGGGUCUAUUAUUACAGUAUAUGAUUUAUUGUUUUUUUGUUAUUAUGGUUUAAAGCAAAGCAAACCAACUGCUGGUAUUGAUGGGUAUUGGGAUGCACAAUAAAAAUAUGAUUUUUGAACAUUUUUAAAAACAGUUAUCUCAUUUUGGAACCGUACUCUUCAUAUGUUGGACAUGAAACAUGGAAAACAAUUAACUACAUGUUUCACCAUAAACUUGAAACACCAUAAUCAUUUAUUAUAUUCAUCUGUACAAAUAUAUCUGUAGUGUUUAUUCGUCAUCAGCAUUUUUACGUUUACAUUUUAGGCAUUUGGCAGAUGCUUUUGUCCAAAGUGACUUACAUUGCUUUAUCCUUUACAUUUUACAAAGGUAUUUGCAAUCCCAUGGGAUCGAACCCACAACCUUGUGUUGUUAACGCAAUGCUCUUACCACUGAGCUCCAGGAAAGCUCCAGGUGAGCUCCAGGUGAGUUUAUUUGUUACGACCUUGAUUCAGCUUAUUUGAUUUUUUUUACUAAGUUUAACGUUACAACUAUGAAAUCCAAUAAGAUGGGUUGUAAAUAUACAAAUAUACAUGAGUAUUCAUGAAGCACACUUUUGUAUGAAUUAGACAUUGUAUGUGUUUUUUAAUGAGUUCAUUCUGUUGAGUCAAACAUUGGUUCAACAUUAUAGAAAUGCAGGACAUUAAAAUGAUUGUGUUAGAGUUUGAUGGCAGAACUGAUGAUACUUGACUUUUGAUGUCAAUAAAGACAUCAAUUAAAUAUCUAUAUGUGUGUCUGUAUAUACAGUAACACUGAAGGUUUGGAAACACAUUUUCUUUAGAUUUUUUCCACCUUUUAAUUCAAUUUAAGAACAAACUAUGGAGUCUCACAAUAGUAACUGUGGGACUUCUGUUGGGUUUAAAAGCAUCUGAAAUGAAUAAAAAAUAUUUUACACUUUAACAUCUAAGUUGUCAUCCUUUAGAAUUUGCUAAAUCGUUUCGUGCCAUUUUAUCAUCCAGCUUCUUGAAGUCUCACUCUGGGAA
This is a messenger RNA of Triplophysa dalaica, 2218 nucleotides long. RefSeq names its product uronyl 2-sulfotransferase. Bases 1 to 1143 code for a protein of 380 amino acids. Gene Ontology annotation, cellular component: membrane. The record is from RefSeq and is a predicted model, not a curated record. The transcript has 7 exons. Gene Ontology annotation, molecular function: sulfotransferase activity. NCBI's taxonomy places the organism in Eukaryota, Metazoa, Chordata, Actinopteri, Cypriniformes, Nemacheilidae.